AUGGCUUUGGGUUGCAUGUUAGCUCAGCUCGAUGAUUCAAGGAAGGAGCUUGUUCUGACUGGCUGGCUCAUGAGAUGGUUGGUGCUGCUUACAGAGUUUGAUAUUCGAUAUGUCACGCAGAAAUCAGUGAAAGGAAGUAUUGUUGCAGAUCAUUUGGCUUCUUUGUCGGUAUUCGAUGACAAACCAAUCGAGGACGAUUUCCUAGAUGAGCAGUUUGUUUCAAUGACUAGUAUUGUAGGAUGGCAGUUGUACUUUGAUGGUGUCGCCAAUCAGUCGAGGUUUGGCAUUGGUAUCCUAUUGAUAUCACCACAGGGCGAUCAUAUUCCCAGAUCAGUUCGGUUGACUUUUUCUGAUCAUCACCGGCUGAUGAAUAAUAUUGUUGAGUAUGAGGCAUGCAUUAUAGGUCUAGAGACUACACUAGAUCUUGGAGUUAGACAGUUGGAGAUCCAUGGGGAUUCCAACUUGGUUAUUCAGCAGAUUCAAGGUAUUUGGAGGACUCGAGAUGAGAAGCUGAAGCCUUAUCAUGCAUAUCUGGAUUUAUUGGUUGAUAGGUUUGAUGAGUUGAGAUAUAUACACCUACAUAGAGUAGAGAAUCAGUUUGCUGGCGCUUUAGCCACCUUGGCUUCUAUGAUUGAGAUCCCUACAGGUGUGACUGUGCUACCAUUGCUGAUUGAGACUAGGUCUGUACCAGCUUAUUGUUGUCUGAUUGGAGAUAUUGAGGAUCAGGAUGAGCUACCCUGGUAUCAUGACAUUUAUCAGUUUCUAGCAUGUGGCACACAUCUUGAGGCUUUUACAGCCAAGGAUAGGAGAACGUUGAGGCAGUUAGCCACCAGAUUUGUCAUUUGCGGGGAUGCACUUUAUAGGAGAUCGCCCAAUGGCCUAUUAUUAUUAUGUCUAGACCACGCCUCUGCAGAUAGAGUGAUGAGAGAGGUCCAUGCAGGAGUCUGUGGCCCACACAUGGGAGGACACAUGCUAGCCCGCAAGAUUAUGAGGACUAGCUACUAUUGA
Molecule: messenger RNA, 1008 nt
Organism: Vitis vinifera (wine grape)
Lineage: Eukaryota; Viridiplantae; Streptophyta; Magnoliopsida; Vitales; Vitaceae
Exons: 2
Coding region: 1-1008 (335 amino acids)
Molecular function (GO): RNA-DNA hybrid ribonuclease activity; nucleic acid binding
Source: RefSeq, a predicted model, not a curated record